AGAUAUAGAUAUAGAUAGGGCUAUAUUUAUUUUUAUUAAGAGAUUGUAACGUGUUUUUUAUUUUUUAUUUAUUUAUUUUUUUUGUUUAAUUACCAGACCUCUGAAACCCACAAGUAACGCUGGGAAAACGAUUUGCAACAACUGUGAGCGCGCCGUCAGCAUCUCUCAACAUCCACACGAGCGCGCAGAGCUGAGACAGAGAAGCAGCAGCAACAAUCAUGGAGUCCCGUCCGCAAGCAGCAGCAGCUCGAGAGCGUCCACAUCUGCAUUCACUGUAGAACGCAAAGUCUCCAGAUCAGAGGGAGUUCUGUGAUCUGCUAUCCACGGAUGUUUCUGUUUUUGAGGCGAACCUUUUUUGCAACCAGAAGAUUGUAUUUCCCAUUCCCGGUGAAACCUCAACCGAUAUUUGCUUCCUGGCAAUCAUUCUGAUGGGAGGUAUAAUUUUCUUAAUUAUAUAAAUAAUCAAUGGUGAGAAAUCGGUUUUCAAGUUGGGAUUUCUUGAGCUUGGAGCUAGCUUCAGUUUGUUAUUUUGCAUUUGUAGUACACGGGAUUGUAUUAUCGAUUCAUCUCUAGACCUCAGAUCUGAACAUUUUUGUUCUAUGUGUGUGUAAAUAAAAAAAAACCCGGGGCUUUAUUUUCUUAAAAUAUUAUAAUAGACUGCUGCUUUUACGACUGGUUCAGCGAUACAAGAAGAAGAAGGUAAAAGAGAAAACAAAAUGUUGCCUUCACAGGAAGCCUCCAAGCUUUACCAUGACAACUACAUGCGAAACUCCAGAGCGAUUGGAGUGCUAUGGGCAAUCUUUACCAUAUGCUUUGCCAUUAUAAAUGUGGUCGUGUUUAUCCAGCCUUACUGGAUUGGGGACAGUGUCAACACCCCCCACGCCGGCUAUUUCGGCUUGUUUCACUACUGUGUGGGAAACGGCAUGUCGAAUCGGGAGCUCACCUGCCGGGGUACCUUCGCAGAUUUCAGUUCCAUUCCGUCGAGCGCGUUCAAGGCAGCCUCCUUCUUCGUGCUGCUGUCCAUGGUGCUGAUCCUGGGUUGUAUCGCCUGCUUCGCUCUCUUCUUCUUCUGCAACACGGCGACUGUUUACAAGACCUGUGCGUGGAUGCAGCUUCUCUGUGCUGUUUGCUUGGUCCUGGGCUGUAUGAUUUUCCCCAACGGCUGGGACUCAGAGGUGGUGCGGGACAUGUGCGGGGACGACACGGACAAGUACACCCUGGGGAACUGCUCAGUGCGCUGGGCUUACAUCCUUGCCAUCAUCGGCAUUCUGGACGCCCUGAUUCUCUCCUUCCUCGCCUUCGUGCUGGGGAACAGGCAAAACGAUCUGCUGCAGGACGAUCUUACGACUGAUAACAAAGAUUUCACUAUUACUGGGAGGAUCUAAUGUUAGAUUGAGGUCCAGGAUCAUAGGCCAUCAAAGGCUGGAUUUCAUGGAGACCCCACCCCCACCCCAACACCUUCUCUCUACCAAUCUCUGUCUCCUCACUCCGGGAUCAAACACUAGAACAAACUACCUUUAUAUAUAUAUAUAUAUAUAAACACAUUUCCUCUUGAAAAAAAAAACAGCUUUGUUUUAUUUAUGUAUUGUUUUCUAGUUUGGACUACAAAAUGAAACAAUAUCAGAGACAUGUAAAUAUUGAGAAAAGGAGAAAUACCAUGUUCACAAGAUUCUUCAUCGGCACCCAGGUGCAAUUCAGAGGAAAAACCAAGCAAACUUAUUUUUUUGUACAGCACAAUACGGUAUGAUUUUCUGUUGCUGUUUAAGAAGAAACAGACUGUAACAUCUCUUUCAUAUUUGUAAAUGUAAAUGGACACCUAAAGAGUUAUUUAAGAUGAAAAAUAUUCUAAAAACAAAACAGGGUAAGAGACAUAAACCAUCUUUCAUUCAAGUGGCUUGCCAGGUCGUUUCUAAUUAACCUUUUAUAUACAUAAAAAUGUUUAACACUCCUGGGAUGCCUUGCAAUAGACCCACAAGAGCACGUUGUUCAUUAGAACUUGAUGAACCGGCCCUGCAAGUUGUGUUUAAUUACGGUACGUCCUUCCACUUGAAGCAAUUUCUGAGAUUCCAUGCAUCUUGAUUGAGGAAUUCAGAUGAAGACUUCAAAAUGCGUGCAAAUAGCAGGGGGUAGCUUUUAUACAUGUCUGUUGGGACAAUAGCCCUGCAUGCUGCAAACUGCUUUGACAAGAAAAACACAAUCUUUUUUGAAAGCACACUUAAUCUACGCCAGUCCUGAGAUAUGCACUUACAGAGUUAUCAUUGCUGUUAAGUGCAAUUGAAAACAUGCCAUGUGUGUCAUUCCAGGUGCUGGCAGCAGAUUCAGUGCAGUUUUUCAAACAUUCUUUGGAAGGUGGUUUUUAAUAAAAGCACACGUGUAUAUUUCUAUUUUACUAAAUACAUUUAAGGGCUUUAAACUAAUACAUUAAUUUAGGGAACCUUAAAUACAAUGAUCAAAUCAUUUUUUUAGCAGCCCUUUAUGGGGGAAAAAAAAUAGUUUCUUAUAGGGCUGUGCAGCUGCUCAGAUUUUCCAAGUAAUUCCCUUGAAUCUGUUUAAAGUCAGCAGGUUUUAAUUAAAAACAAAAAAAAUGUUAAAGAAUAUGUUAAUUGCAAAACACAAAAUGCAAUCGACACAUUACUACGUGCCAAUGAUAAAAAAGGCAAUGUGAAUUAAUAUAACAUUGUGAGAACUUGUCAGAACCUAUUAAAACCACUAAUGUUUUAUCCGUAAUUUGAUAUAGAAUCAAUUUUCUUUUGCUUUUCUAAUAAUACUUCACUUGCAUUCAACACAUGAAUUGAGAUGGAAGUUUAUUAGACACGAGCAUUGGACAGGAGUCACUGAAACUGCUGAAUUAUUGGAAACAAGCCUGGGCCUUAGUGAAGUGUUAUUAGCAAUCAAAUGAAAAUGGAUUUUAUAUCAAACGGAGGAAACAAAGGUAAGAAGAUAAUGUGAGUGGUUUUAAAAGAUUAGGAUGUGACAAGUUAUUGGAUACUUUUAUUUCACACUGUCAGUCUUAUUGUCAUUGAUUGAUACUUAAUGUGUAGACUGUAAAUGACUGAGAAAGCAUAAUGGCGUGUUUCACAAUAGCAGGUUACAAUUAAUCUCUGCUGGCUUAAAACAUGUUAAAGGGAAUUACUUGGAAAAUAUCUGCACACCUCUAUAUAUUGGCACACUGACUCCCAUCAAUCCUACCUGGGAACAGGCAAUGGGAGUAUUGAAAAUAACACUCUGCUUCUAUAUGAAGUUAAAAAUGACUCAAGAUAUGUAGUAUUAUAAACAGGCAACAAACCAUAACUAUGAUUUAUUUUUAAAGACACCAUAUAGUAAAUAUGAAUAAGCAGCCUCGUCAUGGAGCACUAACAAGCAAAUGUUUCCAUUUAUGUUUUAGAUUUUUGCUUCAAAAAACAUGGUGAUAAAGAUUUAGCUAAUCAGCAAGCUUUUAUACAUAAUGACAAAAAGUACACCCAAAACAGUUGCAGGUGUGGUGAAUGGUUAUGGUGUCAGCCAUACAUGUUUUACUGCAAACCCAUAUCUUAUGACCAUGGCUUUACUACUAUGGUCAUCCACAAUGUUUCCCAAGAUAUCUAAGCCACAAGCAGGCCACUCAUACAAACCCUGUACAUUUUAACUUGAUUAUGUGUGUAUUUUAUAGUUGCUGAAUUAUCAUGCACACAGAUCACAAACAGAACAGGAUUGACUAUCAUAGAAAAAAAAAAAAAAAAACUCUUUGACCAUAAAUGUUGAUAGUAUUUAAACACGUAUUUCAUCUGCAACUUAAACACUCAAAUCAAAAGAUAAUCAGCACAGUAGUAAAAUAAACAUGUAAAAUUGCGACAAUAGUUACCAGUAAACAGUUAAAGAACAAUACAGGGAAGAAAGUGGCAGCACUAUGCAGUCACUCUUUGGACUAAACUGCACUUGAUAAUGUAACACCUCAAAUAAUACAAAACACCUCAGUCAGGAUUCAUUUUCACCUCUGAAGCAUGUUGAAGUGUUAGUGAACACCCCUUACCUUGUGCUGUGUUACAUUCUCACUUACUGGUGCCACCUCCUGUGUAAGUGCUGUCUAUAUUUGAGCUCCAUCUCUACACUAUAUAUGCUUCCUACUUCUCUUCCCUCUGAACUACAAAGUGGAUAAUGUGCUGAAUUUGAGUGCCCAGAUCACCUGGGGUAGGUUCUGACCUGGGUAGAUCAUGCCAGUGUGAAAGGGGCUUAUUUAAAAACUGCAAAAAUAAUUUAGUACACAGGAGGGAGCCACACUAAGUAAAAUAAAAGUUAAAUAUAAAAAUGGUGUCAUGCUUAACCAAUUCUGUUCUCCUUCAGUGGGCUAAACCUCAAUAUAAAACAUUUGGACAACAAGAAUAGUUCUUCAUUCAUUCAGAUAACCUCAACUCCUAAACACACUCCGCAGACAUACAAAUCUACAUGGAUUGUUUCCUUAAUACCAGUACAGUAACCAGUUUCCAAAAGUUAAAAACUUGCACCCUAUGUGUGUUGAGUAACUCAGAGCAGCUCAGUUAAAAAACCCACUUAAUGGCAUGUUCUGUUCCGCUCCUUCUAAGUGGUUCAGAGCUCUGAGCAUUUUUCAUCAGGGAACUGGAGGAGCAGAUAAAAUGCAUGCUGGAGAAUUCUUAACCAACUGACAGAAGAUGUUCAGUUCAGGAUUGAAGUGCUCCCUCACCGUCUAUGAGCCCUAAAUGCACAAGUUAAAACUGUCUGUACUCUCUCCCAGGACUGGAUAAAGGUAUAUUGUUGGGAUAAUGUAGUUAGGUCAAGCAAAACGUGUGAACAACAUGCAGGUCCAUCUCAGGAGUGUCUUUCUGGUGUUGGCAAUUUUAAAUCCUGCCCUUGUAUUUAAACGCUGUGGCUGUCCUUACUCUGGCAAGUGCUGUGGCAAUAUCACUGGCAAAUUAAAAAAACAAAACAUAUAAAAAAGAAAUAUAUCUAAAAAACAAAGGAAUUUUAUAUGAAAGAAUUCUGAAAUAUAUCUAAAUUACUUCUUUAUGGGACAAGUGAAUAUAUUUGAAACAUAAACCAAGGCCUAAAUAUAUUACAGAUGUGUGUAGAAUAUUUUGUAAAGCACUAUUUCUAAAAUGUAAUGAAAUAACUUGUGUUUUACUAUUUUUUUUUUAUAUAUAUAUAUAUGUAUAUAUACAGUAUAUAUGGGCGGUCAAUGCUUUGUGACUCUGAUACCCUGCUGUAAGCAAUGAGCGAUAAGCUGCCUCUUAAGAUGGCAAACUCCUCUAACUGGUGCUUUUUCAAACCCCUAACAAUUCUCGAGUCACAUGACACAGUUAGUGGCUGUUCUUGACUUGAGCAGUGACGUAUCUUUAAAAGGAGGGGAGUUGACGGAGGUAGAUAGUGGCAGCUGGGGUCUUCCCAUUACAAUUGGGCAACUUGGGGUAGCACAUAAUAAUAGAAAGUUAUUGAAGGACUUGCUCUCAGUAAGUGUGCCAAAAUCAGUGGCCACACAUUCAAUUGCAGCUCAGUCCCCCUUACCACCAUGCCCUAACCUUUUACAAAUAUUACCCACUGACAAUGCAGAAUAGCACUACAAUGGUACAUGGAAUCGUAAUAGUUAAUGCUAUGAACUAAUUAAUACCAGACAUGAACACCCACUGUAAAUCACUUUGAGCCAUUUCAGGUUCACCUUUUGUCUAAAGUUCAGAUUGGACUCUAUUGACUCACCUUGUGAAGUCUAGAAUGGUUCAAAUUGCUGUGCAAUAGGAGUCUUAAUUGUAUCCCUGUGAUACCCACUGGUACUCCAUUGCAGUACUGCAGAUACAAUCUCUGUUCCAGCAUGGUACCACUGUGCAAUGCUAAUGGUGAUAAAGCAAGACAAACGGGUUCUAUAAUGAUAUCCCAAUGGUAUGAGAUUAAGUAUCUGAUACACUGAUAUAUAUCAUCAUGCUUACUUCAGUGCCCUUGAUAGAAAAAGGCCAUAUUAAAAAGUACUGAAUGCUGCUUAAACCAUAAGAUAGACUAUGUUGCUGCUGCUGGUGUUAAAAAUAUGGUAUCUGUCCCUGUUUCUUCCUUCCCCCAAAAUUUUGCUAUGGAAAACUAAGGGACUCUCUUAUUUGCUGGACAUCACUAUUCCCACACAGAGUCGUAACCAGAGCUGACAUUCUACUGAGGUCAAACUUAGGUUUCAAGCUAUAGCUGGCAGUAUUUAUAUGACUGCUUGGUAUUUACUAUUCAACCUCCAAAUCUAUGUUACACGGCAAACCAACAGAGAAAAUGAGUCUUUUGUACUUUACCAGAAUUUUUACAUGAGGAUCAGCAUUGAUGAUGCAAAAAAACAACUGAAGACACGACCUCUGUGUCCUCAGCUAGUUACGGCCAUGUUCCUACAGUACCUGCGCUAUGGUAGACUGGGUUAAAAACCCAGGACUAUAGAUGCCAAAACCUCCAUUUAGAAAUUUCCAUUUUUUCCCCCCCCCCGAUAGUCCUAGUUAGGAAACCGCCAUCCUUGAACAGCUACCAAAACUCACUCUUUGACUGAAACUGUCCACUAGAAAGAAAUAAACACAAUGUUGCCGAGUGAUACCCUGCUGUGUUUAAAUUGUGCCACAUGAGUUAUUCUAAGGAACCUGAUGUCUGUGAGAUAAUGUUCUUUUUUUUUUGAUGUACAAUCAAUUUGUGUAAAAUAUCCUUGUUUAGAUGUUCUGAUUUUAAUUAGCUGUACCAUUUCAAAGGACUGUUUUCAUGAGUGUGUCACAACAAGGUUAAAUCUGAAAAAAUGUCUUGUCUUUAGUCACAUCAAUGGACUUUAUUGAAGAUAAUAAUAAAAGAAAAUGAAAAGGGGCCAGGCAGCGGGCUAAUUC
Messenger RNA from Acipenser ruthenus (sterlet), 6821 nucleotides. Its product is annotated as LHFPL tetraspan subfamily member 4 protein-like. Gene Ontology annotation, biological process: gamma-aminobutyric acid receptor clustering; sensory perception of sound. The coding region runs from base 717 to 1385 and encodes 222 amino acids. Gene Ontology annotation, cellular component: inhibitory synapse; plasma membrane; postsynaptic membrane. The record is from RefSeq and is a predicted model, not a curated record. The transcript has 5 exons. Gene Ontology annotation, molecular function: GABA receptor binding. NCBI's taxonomy places the organism in Eukaryota, Metazoa, Chordata, Actinopteri, Acipenseriformes, Acipenseridae.